ACUUUUCAAGUCAAUUCAUUUUCUGGGUUUUUCUCUAUUUUGAAUCUUAUCUUACCUAAAGGUUUAGCGUGUUAGGCUGAAGAUUGAAGAGUAACCAUGGAUCUCAAUCUCGGAAAAUGCUGUGGUUCUCGUUCUUCUAAGAAGGAAUCAUGGAGAUCGGUUUUGCUUCUUGCUUAUCAGAGUCUUGGUGUUGUCUAUGGAGACUUGAGUAUCUCUCCGCUUUAUGUCUUUAAGAGCACUUUUGCUGAAGACAUUCAACAUUCAGAGACCAAUGAAGAGAUCUACGGUGUUAUGUCUUUUGUUUUCUGGACUCUAACUUUGGUUCCUUUGCUUAAGUAUGUCUUCAUUGUCCUCCGAGCUGAUGAUAACGGAGAAGGUGGAACUUUUGCUUUGUACUCAUUGAUCUGCCGUCACGUCAAAGUUAGCCUCCUCCCAAACCGACAAGUCUCUGAUGAGGCACUGUCCACUUAUAAGCUGGAGCAUCCACCGGAGCAGAACCAUGAUUCGUGUGUGAAAAGAUAUCUCGAGAAGCACAAGUGGUUACACACUGCUUUGCUGCUUCUUGUUCUUCUUGGGACUUGUAUGGUUAUUGGAGAUGGACUUCUCACUCCAGCUAUCUCCGUUUUCUCUGCUGUGUCAGGUCUUGAGCUGAAUAUGUCUAAAGAACAUCACCAAUAUGCAGUAAUUCCUAUUACCUGCUUCAUAUUAGUCUGCCUUUUCUCGCUUCAGCAUUUUGGGACUCAUCGUGUUGGGUUUGUUUUCGCGCCCAUUGUCCUCACUUGGCUGCUCUGUAUAAGUGGUAUUGGCUUGUACAAUAUAAUACAGUGGAAUCCUCAUAUUUACAAAGCUCUCUCUCCUACAUACAUGUUCAUGUUCUUGAGAAAGACGAGAGUAAGUGGAUGGAUGUCCCUAGGCGGGAUUCUGUUGUGUAUAACUGGUGCUGAGGCCAUGUUUGCUGAUCUUGGUCACUUCAAUUAUGCAGCAAUUCAGAUUGCAUUUACCUUCCUGGUUUAUCCGGCUCUUAUAUUGGCAUACAUGGGGCAAGCUGCUUACUUAUCCCGCCAUCACCAUUCUGCUCAUGCGAUUGGGUUUUACGUCUCUGUGCCAAAAUGUUUGCACUGGCCUGUGCUUGCUGUAGCAAUUCUUGCUUCUGUUAUUUACAUACCAGAGAUUAACUGGAUGCUCAUGAUUCUCUGCAUCGCUGUUACUAUCGGGUUUAGAGAUGUAAAACACCUGGGAAAUGCAUCAGGUUUGGCUGUAAUGGCGGUUAUGCUAGUGACGACAUGUCUUACCUCAUUGGUCAUUGUUCUUUGCUGGCACAAGCCUCCGAUUCUAGCCCUCGCGUUCCUUCUCUUUUUCGGAUCAAUAGAACUUCUUUACUUCUCGGCCUCACUCACCAAAUUCCGUGAAGGCGCUUGGCUUCCCAUCCUAUUAUCCCUAAUUUUCAUGAUCAUCAUGUUUGUUUGGCAUUACACCACCAUAAAAAAAUACGAGUUUGAUCUCCAGAACAAAGUCUCGCUUGAAUGGCUUCUUGCACUGGGUCCAAGCCUCGGAAUUACUCGAGUCCCCGGUAUCGGUUUAGUCUUCACAGACUUAACCUCUGGAAUCCCCGCCAAUUUCUCCCGGUUCGUCACCAACCUCCCUGCUUUCCACCGUGUACUCGUCUUUGUCUGCGUGAAAUCUGUGCCUGUCCCAUUCGUUCCGCCUGCUGAGAGAUAUCUCGUGGGCCGUGUGGGUCCCGUUGACCACCGCUCUUACCGCUGCAUUGUUCGGUAUGGAUACCGUGACGUCCAUCAAGACGUGGAUUCAUUCGAAACUGAGCUCGUGAGCAAGCUUGCGGAUUUCAUCCGUUACGACUGGCACAAAAGAACACAACAAGAAGACGACAACGCUCGGUCAGUGCACUCCAACGAAUCCUCAAGCGAGUCAAGACUGGCCGUGAUCGGAACAGUAGCUUACGAAAUAGAAGACAAUCUCCAACCAGAGAGCGUCUCAAUCGGAUUCUCCACAGUCGAAAGCAUGGAAGACGUCAUACAAAUGGCCGAAGCAGCCCCAACCGCCACCAUAAGACGGGUGAGGUUUGCACUUGAGGAAAACAGUUACGAGGACGAAGGAUCAUCGUCGUCCGCAGAGGCAGAAGCAGAACUGAGAAGCGAGCUGAGGGAUUUGCUGGCAGCGCAAGAAGCAGGGACGGCAUUUAUAUUGGGACAUUCACAUGUAAAAGCGAAACAAGGAUCAUCGGUGAUGAAGAGAUUGGCAGUUAAUUUCGGUUAUAAUUUCUUAAGGAGGAAUUGUAGAGGAGCUGACGUGGCUCUUAAGGUUCCACCUGUUUCUCUUUUAGAAGUCGGCAUGGUUUAUGUUGUUUGACUUAUAAAAACUAAAUAUAUGCAAACCUAAUUCCUCUGUUGUAAAUUCGUCAUGUUUAGCUUCAUAGAUCUCUGUUUCUGUGUUUGUUAGUGGUUUGACAAAUGGUUAGAUCAAGAUGGUCAAAGUUUAAUGAGAGAAUCAUAAAUAAAAGCUUACCGAACUU
Messenger RNA from Arabidopsis arenosa, 2530 nucleotides. NCBI's taxonomy places the organism in Eukaryota, Viridiplantae, Streptophyta, Magnoliopsida, Brassicales, Brassicaceae. The record is from the annotation of a GenBank genome assembly.